Podarcis muralis (Common wall lizard) is the source of this 1232-nucleotide messenger RNA. It is a transcript of the gene APOBEC1, whose product is annotated as apolipoprotein B mRNA editing enzyme catalytic subunit 1. The record is from RefSeq and is a predicted model, not a curated record. Gene Ontology annotation, cellular component: cytoplasm; nucleus. Gene Ontology annotation, molecular function: cytidine deaminase activity; zinc ion binding; RNA binding. NCBI's taxonomy places the organism in Eukaryota, Metazoa, Chordata, Lepidosauria, Squamata, Lacertidae. Gene Ontology annotation, biological process: cytidine to uridine editing.
AUGGAUCAACAGCUGCUGACAAGAAGAGGUUCAUUAGUCAGAGGCAACAACCAUAGGUGGAAACUCGAACCAGAUGUGUUUUGGCAGAAUUACACCCCUAUAGGACGACCCGAGCGUACUCAUCUCCUGUAUGAAAUCCAGUGGGGACGAAGUCGCAGGUACUGGAGAAACUGGUGUACAAGCAACCGCACCCACCAUGCUGAAAUCAACUUUUUGGAAAAUGCCUGCGAGGAGAUAGACCGUCGGACAACCACCCCAUGCACUGUCACUUGGUUUCUAACAUGGAGUCCUUGUGGUAAAUGUAGUGGCCGUAUAAAGCAGUUCUUGCAGGAACACCCAAAUGUGACCCUGGAGAUACGUGCUGCAAAAUUAUUCAAUCAUAAUUACAAGUUCAAUCAGAAAGGCCUCAGGGACUUGGCUAAUUUUGGAGUCCGGAUAUACAUCAUGCAGCUGGUUGAUUAUUUAUAUUGUUGGAGAACAUUUGUGGCUCACCAAAGGAAUGAAGAAUACAUUUCGCCACUGUGGGAUUUCUUGACUUCGAUAGAGUUUUAUUCCCAACAACUGGACUCCAUCCUCAGGCCUUUCUGAGUUAUCUCAGGUGCUGUGGACCAUUACCUUCUGUCAUUAGAGGAUCUGUGAUCUCCUUAACAGCAGAAAGUUCUGAUGAUUCUUUUGCCAAGCCUUAAAUAUCUGUGUAUUUCAUGGGCAAACUAGAUGCUAUAACAAACACAUUUUUAAAGACAUUGACCAACGACGGGCCCAAGACAGCACCCCACUUGUCACUUUUUUCCAGGAUGACAAGGAAGCAUUAAUGAGCAGUCUUUGGGUUCGGCCAGCCAACCAGCUACAAAUCCACCUAACAGUUACCUCGUUCAACCCACGUUUUACAAACUGCCUUGCAAGAAUAUAAUGAGAGAUUUUGUCAAAAGCCUUACUGAAAUCAAGAUACACUAUGUCCACAGCAUUCCCCUGAUCCACCAUGCUUGUAACUCUGUCAGAAAAAGAUAUGAGCGUCGUCUGGCAUGACUUGUUUUUGAGAAACCCAUGCUGGGUCUUAGUAAUCACAGCAUCCUUUUCUAAGUGCUCACAGACCAACUGCUGAAUUAUCUUUUCUAGGACAUUUUCUGGUAUCGAUGUCAAGCUCAAAUUUGUGAAAGACAAGGCUUUCAUUGGCUACUAGGCAAGGUGUCCUUGCUCCACCUCCUGUCAGAGGCAGUAUGCCUCUAAAUUGC